Menidia menidia (Atlantic silverside) is the source of this 297-nucleotide messenger RNA. The record is from the annotation of a GenBank genome assembly. NCBI's taxonomy places the organism in Eukaryota, Metazoa, Chordata, Actinopteri, Atheriniformes, Atherinopsidae.
CUGGGGAAAGUGGGUGUUUGCUGCUCACUAGUGUUCCGGCGGCGGCGCGAAGUGUCCUCGAUGGCUGGCUGGAAGGACGGCUCGGUUCAGGAGAAGUACCGGCUGGUCGUGGUCGGAGGCGGAGGCGUCGGAAAAUCAGCCCUGACCAUCCAGUUUAUUCAGUCCUACUUUGUCACUGACUAUGACCCCACAAUUGAAGACUCGUACACCAAGCAGUGUGUAAUCGAUGAGAGGGCGGCCAGGCUUGAUACCCUGUUUACUGUAGCACCCCCCCUAUCGUUCCCCCUCAGCCCCUGA